AUGACGCGAUAUCUGACUAAAGUAAGGGACACCUUACAAUGGUUCACUGAAUGGACAAUAAAAAAAAUUAAACGAACUGAAAAUGGACGUGUCGACGCCCUGGCAGGCAUAGCUGCUUCCCUCCUCAUCAAAGAAGCCAUAUUAUUGCCUAUACAUGUGCAAACCAACCCUUCUGUCGCGGAAGCCUCCACUUGCAAUACCAUUGAGGCAAACCAAGCAGACGACCAAGAGUGGAUGGAAGACAUUAUAACGUACCUCCGAAAGGGCACUUUGCCCGAAGAACCCAAGCAGGCACACAAGAUCCGGGUGCAAGCCUCCCAUUUCACCCUGAUCGAGGGGCACUUAUACAAACGGUCAUUUUCAGGUCCCUAUCUCAGGUGCCUAAACCACUCAAAGGCCCUGUAUGUAUUAGCUGAAUUGCACGAGGGGGUAUGUGGAAAUCAUUCUGGAGAUCGAUCUCUGGCGCACAGGGCCCAUUCGCAAGGGUAUUACUGGCCCACGAUGAAAAAGGAUGCGACAACCUAUGUCAAAAAAUGUGACAAAUUUCAAAGACAUGCCCCCAUACCACAUGUGCCAUCAGAGAGGUUGAAACCAAUUUCAGGCCCCUGGCCCUUUGCGCAGUGA
Molecule: messenger RNA, 624 nt
Organism: Vitis vinifera (wine grape)
Lineage: Eukaryota; Viridiplantae; Streptophyta; Magnoliopsida; Vitales; Vitaceae
Exons: 1
Coding region: 1-624 (207 amino acids)
Source: RefSeq, a predicted model, not a curated record